AUGACCAUCUCAAAGAAGCAUUUUCAUCUAAGAAGGACGUCGACGCGCACAAUCAACAAACAAGACGACACUCAAGUGGACAUUGCAAAGGCCAAUUUAGUCCCGCAAUACACUUCAGUAGAGAAGUUAUACAAGGCACAACCCAAAAGCCUCCCUCUUGGCCCAAAAUACACUAGAGGCCUGCCGAAUCCAGCAUGCAUCGACCGCUUUGAGAGUGCAAAAAAGCUUGCAGAGGAAAUCUUUGAGAAAGAUCAAGUGGAAGAGAAUCAUGCUGCUGUUGCUGUUGAUGGUCCUCGCUCUGCCCAACAAUCAAACUCCGUAGUAUAUGCUGCCAACGAGAGCAUCACUACCAGACAAAGACAGCAGCGACGCAAAAAGACGGUGCCAUUGCCAACAAAGUCGUUUCUGCCACUUGCUUCGCGCCAUCAUGAAGGGCUGGGGCGUAUACGCAAGAUUCAGAUUGGCUUGUAUGUGAUUGAUGUGUGGUAUUUAGCACCCUACCCAGAAGAGUACAGCCGGUUGAGUGUGCUGCACAUUUGCGAGUUUUGCCUCAAAUACAUGAAGAGCCAGUAUGUCGCAAAACGACACAAGAUCAAGUGUCCCAUGAAGCACCCACCUGGCGACGAGAUAUACAGAGAUGGCAUUGUGUCUAUAUUUGAAGUGGAUGGAAGAAAGAACAAGAUUUACUGUCAGAAUCUGUGCUUGCUGGCCAAGAUGUUCCUGGAUCACAAGACGCUGUAUUAUGAUGUAGAGCCAUUCUUAUUCUAUAUACUCACCGAGACAGAUCAGAAUGGAUGUCAUUUUGUGGGCUACUUUUCAAAGGAAAAGCAAUCUCUGUUGGAUUACAACUUGUCUUGCAUCAUGACACUGCCUGCAUUUCAGCGAAAGGGCUACGGACAAUUUCUGAUUGACUUUAGCUAUUUGUUGUCUCGAAAAGAAGGAAAAGUUGGAUCCCCUGAAAAACCACUGUCUGAUCUGGGUUUGCUGAGCUAUCGAAAAUACUGGACCAAUGCCAUCAGAAAGCAGCUAUACAACCAUCAAGGCCAGAUUACACUGCAAGAGAUCAGCAACAACACGGGCAUGACAUUAGCAGAUAUAAUAGCGACGCUACAACUCAACGAAAUGCUGAAAAAGAAGGAACAGGGAGAAUAUGAAAUAGUCAAUGAUUAUGAUGAGGACUCGAAAAAGCCAGCUUUAUACGCCAAAAACGAGUUAUUGACCUGGGUGCCUUACAUGGUUGCAGCAAAAGGAGAUGCCGGCAUCUUGAAUAUACCACGCGAACACAAACAUCGUUCUUCCAUGGAUAAAGGCAAGCUUGCUUCUUCAGACAUUUCAAAAAAUGCCAUCAUACCGACUUCCACACGCCGUCGAACAAGAGGAGAGAACAUGAUACAAAAGAGACCGUUUAGAUCUAGCACAAGGAGAUCUUUUACACGUUAA
Messenger RNA from Mucor velutinosus, 1440 nucleotides. RefSeq lists its product as uncharacterized. NCBI's taxonomy places the organism in Eukaryota, Fungi, Mucoromycota, Mucoromycetes, Mucorales, Mucoraceae. The record is from RefSeq and is a predicted model, not a curated record. Gene Ontology annotation, cellular component: chromatin. Bases 1 to 1440 code for a protein of 479 amino acids. Gene Ontology annotation, molecular function: transcription coregulator activity; histone acetyltransferase activity. Gene Ontology annotation, biological process: positive regulation of transcription by RNA polymerase II; negative regulation of DNA-templated transcription. The transcript has 5 exons.